AUGGAGGCACCCCAUGCCCCGCACAACGGCAGCAGCGGCACGCCAAGCUCGAUGGAACCGACGUCGGUCAUCUCAGUCGCGGGGGCAUGCCUGACGGUGGUGCUGCGGACGUCGCGCGAGAUCAACGAGCUGGUGGCCAAGGCGCGGCGGAUCGACCACACGGUAACGCUGAUCCUCGCGCGGCUGAGCACGAUCCAGGCGACCGUGUCGCAGCUGCGGUCGUGGAUGAUGCAGAAUGAAGAAGAGGUGUCGCCGCAGGUGGCAGCGGACUUGCACACGGCCAUCGGCGCGUGCCAGAUGGUGGUGCGCGAGAUACUGCGGCACGUCCAGCGCGUCAAGACGGGUUGGUUGGGAGGUCGCGUGAGACAUCUCUGGGACGAGGGACAGUAUCUCAUGUACCAGCAGAGCCUCGACAGCCAAACGGCGGCCUUGGCUAUUUUUCUUAAUGUUAUACUGCUUAAGUCCAGCACACGGCAGCGCAUACUUCUAGAGAGCAUUGAGAGCCAACGGACACUAAGAGACGCACAAGACCGGGCAUCCAUAUACUGCCCAUCCGAAUAUCAAGAAGAAGACGAGCAAGUGGAACUGCCCGAGGCCAGCAGCAGCGGCAACAGCAGCACACUCUUCAGCAGCGUCGAGCACGACCUCUUCGAGCUGCGGCCAGGCAGCGUACAAUCAGGCACCAACGACGGCUCAGAAAGCACCACAGCCACCAUUUCAACCAACUCAACCAGCUCUUCCAACGGUUUCGACGCCGAAAUCAAGAAGUCCCGACGCUCAUGGCUGAGCCUCCGCCGACCCACCUCAUCAUCAUCAUCAACCAAACAGCAACUCUGCGACGCCGCAUUCCAGGGCGACGCCGCCCUAAUCGCCCGCCUCUGCGACGAAGGCGCCGACGUAAACGUGCGGCAUUCGCGCUGGCCCAGCACCAGCAGCAGCGGCAGGAUCAGCCGCUGGAGCAGCACGACGCUCGCCUCGUCCCUCGAAUCCGUCGACAAACCGCCUCCCACCAGCCGGCCAACCUCCUCCACCUCGGGCAGUCUAUCAAAAUACCUCUCCUGGCCAUCCAAACCAUCAACAACAACAACCGUCGAAACCUCCCCCCUCCACCUCGCCGCCUCAAUGGGCCACCUCGACAUCAUCGACACGCUCAUCACCCGCGGCGGCGCGAACCCGAACCUAACAGUAUCAGAAGGCCGCACGCCACUACAUGUAGCAGACGAAGACGCCGUCCCGCUCCUCCUCUCCCUCGGCGCCGACCCGCUCGCCCGUGACGCCCAAGGCCAACUACCGCUGCACUGCGCCGCCGCUGCUGGACACCUGAAAGCGGUCCUGCUCUACAUCCAACACCAAGACCGCCGGAACCCCAACCACCACCACCAACAGCAACAGCAACAUCAACACCAACAGCAGCACCGAGACAAGUCCAUGAUCGACACCCCCUCCAACCACCGCCUCACCCCCCUCCACUGUGCCUCACUCCACGCCCGCACCGCCGUCGUCGCGGCGCUGUUGGCCGCAGGCGCGUACCGCAACGCAGCCGACGACACGGGCCAGCGGCCGCUGCAUCUCGCCGCGCAGGCCGGCGCGGUCGGCGUCGUCGAGGCGUUGUUGGGGGCGGGGGCGGACAGAGAUGCGGCGGCGGGAAGGGAGCGGCGGACGGCGCUGCAUGUGGCGGCGGGGGCGGGGCAGGUGGGUGUUGUGGAGGUGUUGUUGGCGGCGGGGUGUAGGGUUGAUGGGAAUGCGGUGCAUCUGGCGGUCGAGGGGGGGCAUAAGGGGGUGCUGGGGGUUUUGCUGGGGGCGGCGGCGGGGGAGGAGCGGGGGGACGGGACGGAAGGGCAAAAGGGGGAGGGGAGGAAGGGGGAAAGGGUGGUUGAUGCGCGGAUGGGGAGGAGGGGGGAGAGGCCGUUGCAUUUAGCUGCGAGGAGUGCGCGGGCGGAUGACGCGGUUGCGUUGGUGCGGGUGUUGUUGGAGUAUGGGGCCGAGGUCGUGGAUGAGAAGGGUGGUGCGGUGGUGGAUCAGGCGGGGCAGUCGCCGUUGACCGUGGCGUGUGCGAGGCCGGCGGAAGCGCUGGAUGUGGUGAAAGUGUUGCUCGCGGCGGGGGUGCCGGUGAGGCAUGUUGAUUACCGGGCGUUGUGGCGGAACGAGAAGUUGAGGGCUUGGGAGAAGACGGCGGUGCAUGCGGCGUUGAAUGAGGUGGCGAGCGAGGAUUUGAGGAGGGAUGAGGUCGAGUGGGCGAUUGUGGCGGUUUAA
Molecule: messenger RNA, 2253 nt
Organism: Lasiodiplodia theobromae
Lineage: Eukaryota; Fungi; Ascomycota; Dothideomycetes; Botryosphaeriales; Botryosphaeriaceae
Product: Ankyrin repeat protein
Exons: 3
Coding region: 1-2253 (750 amino acids)
Molecular function (GO): protein binding
Source: RefSeq, a predicted model, not a curated record